This is a messenger RNA of Podarcis lilfordi (Lilford's wall lizard), 23462 nucleotides long. Lineage: Eukaryota; Metazoa; Chordata; Lepidosauria; Squamata; Lacertidae. The record is from the annotation of a GenBank genome assembly.
AUGGCCCAGACCGUCCUUCUGAGUGUUGCCCUUCUGAGUGUCGUCCUCUCCUUCCAUGGCGCCUUGGGCAUCAGUGGCUGCAGAGUCACUCAAACCGGGCUGGAAAACUGUAAGUGAUGCUGCCCUUGCUGCAGAUGUGCCACUUAAAAUCCCCAAGCCAACCAUUUAUUUAUUUUGCAGAAAACCCCCAGGUAGCUCAACGCUUGGUGUGUUUCUCGGAUGCAACAACAACCCAUACGAACAGGUUCCAGACACGGUUCCUUGCCAUGCCUCCCCUCCCUCAGAGAACCAGGGGAACUGUAGUUUUGCGAGGGCGCAAAGAGUUCUUGGGCCUGCACAUUUCUUGGGAUUCCUUCCUUGUGCACCACCAGCUACGACCUUUAAGACAUUCUGGAGCUGUGUGGCAUCUAUAGGGUUGUGGUUGGCAUCUGUCUGUCUUCAGAGACAUUGGAGUGUGACUGCUGCGUUAGCAGCACCAAAGCGACCUCUGGGGGACAAGACUGGGCAGUGUGUUUGGAGGUCCUGGGAUGCCCAGAGGACAAGACCUCCCUCUCAGCCCCACUGAUGUGGUCCAGAGGAAAGCAGAGCAAUGUGUUUGAGCCUUUUCUUCUCCCAGCAGAUUCCCUGCAAGGCAGUGGAGGUUUAGGAUGAGCGCUUUGCUUCUCCUAGAUGGGUUCCCUUCCCAGGUGGGCAAGGUUCAGCCAGACGUUCCAACUUCCAGAUACCUGCUGAAAACUUUUGCAAUUAUUCCAUCAGGCUUGAGCAGGCAAUUAAGAACGGCAUCUUUCUGUAAGAGCUAGCUGACCUCUGAUUAUAAUUUUUUAUACAGCUUUAUAUACAGGUGAAACACGGAAAAUUAGAAUAUCGUAGAAAAGUUCUUUAAUUUCAGUAAUUCAACUUAAAAGGUGAAACUAAUGUAUGAGAUAGACUCAUGACAUGCAACGCGAGAUAUGUCAAGCCUUUAUUUGUUAUAAUUGUGAUGAUCAUGGUGUACAGCUGAUGAAAACCCCAAAUAAACAAUAUCAAAAAAUUAGAAUAUUAAAUGAAAUCAGCAAAAGAAGAAUUGCAAAUAGCUGUACGCCACAGCAAAUAAAGGCUUGACAUAUCUCGCUUUGCAUGUCAUGAGUCUACCUCAUAUAUUAGUUUCACCUUUUCAGUUGAAUUACUGAAAUAAAUGAACUUUUCUCAUGGCCACGACUUUCCCAAUGCUGAAUGUGGAAGACUGCUGGCUUGCACCAACCCUGGCUUGUUCCAGGGCAUUGAAGAACCUGGUCCUUGCCUCUCCCUUCUCCAAUAAUCUCCUGUUUGUGUUGUCUUUACAGAUUGCCUUUCCACAAAAGAUUACUGGGCGCAAUCCCUGCAAGGUCCUAUCCAACAGCUCCCUGUCCCCGCCCUUCCUGGUCUGGCUGGGUGAGUAACGAUCUUCCUGCGGGGAAGUCAUUAGUUUAGAUGCUUUUAUGGGAGACAAGUUCCACUCUCCAAGUUGCUCCGGGUUCUUUUUUCUCUUGGAAUUCUGGAAGCCAAGACCCAAGUUUGGGGCAAGCGCUCUUUGGUGAGAAGACCCCCCAGCAGAGAUGUAGCAUGGCAAAACACGCAGCAAAGAGAAGUGUAGAAAUCUAGGCUGUGAAACCUUUCAAAUGUGUCCUUCUGGUGAAUCGCACAAUGUCCCCUUUUAAAAGUUUUCCUCAAGCUAUCCCACUUCCCUUGCACAGAGAGAGGCCACAUGUCCAGUAAGUCAUAAAGUGCUUUACUUACAAACUGUCCAAAGGUCAGGUUCAUGUGCUUUUCCAUACAGCAGUCAGAAAAGAUGCACAGGCAGUUUAAAAUGUUGCUUAGUUAUAAAAGGUAAAAGUAGAGGAGAGAAAAGCUAGUUUCAGACUCCAUUCUUUCUGAAACAAAAGAGGCUGGUUAAAGCCAUGCGACCGGAGCAAACAGCUCAGACCUCCUCACAUGCUGUAAUCCACACGCUUCGUCUAAAUCGGUGGUCCCCAUACUUUUGGGGGCUACUGCCCCUUUGGUUCCAUAAACCCAUCCCCAAUGCCCCUUGCCUUACCCUCUAGAAAGCCUUAUUCAGAAUGGUGGUUUGCAUGACCUACUAAGAAGAACAACACAGUGAAAUUCAAAAUUGUCAUGGUGGCUUGUACAUUUAUUCAAAAUCCAAAUGAAGCCGUUCAAUCAAAUGGAUGAAUGUUAUCCAGUGAUGCCAGAUUUUCAAAGUCUGAUAAGUCUUUUGCAACUCCAGUGCCCCCCCAACACCUCCUUGCCUCUUAGCACCCCACCCUGGGUAAUCCCCCUGCCCCCUGGUAGCAGUCCCUCUCCUAGCAUCUAUACAUAUCCGUACAAAGACUAUGGGCCCAGAAUUGAUUAUUGAUGGAUGCCAGUAGAGUUACUUAAGAAGAGAGACCCAGGAGAAUCCAGUCUGCUUUAAAGCAUCCUGGAUUACUUAAACUACAAGGCUAAAGCUAGCCUAUCAAAGCUUCCCUUUUAAUCUGCAAAGGAAUGGCACUCUGCUGAACUCACAAAUGUGAGCAAGGAAGGAUAAUAUGCGAUAAAUAGAUCCUCUCCUAGCAUCUAUAAACAUUCCUACAAGUACUGCCCACUUUGGGAAUCAUUGGUCUCUAAAACAAUGGCUGUCACCCACCUGAAUAGAACUUUGCCAAUUAAUCAGAUGCUUAAUAAAUAAUAAUAAUAAUAAUAAUAAUAAUAAUAAUUUAUUAUUUAUACCCUGCCCAUCUGCCUGGGUUUCCCCAGCCACUCUGGGUGGCUUCCAACAAAAUAUUAAAAUACAGUGGUCUGUUAAACAUUAAAAGCUUCCCUAAAAAGGGCUGCCUUCAGAUGUCUUCUAAAAGUCUGGUAGUUGUUUUUCUCUUUGACAUCUGGUGGGAGGGCGUUCCACAGGGCGGGUGCCACCACCAUGAAGGCCCUCUGCCUGGUUUCCUGUAACUUGGCUUCUUGCAGCAAGGGAACCACCAGAAGGCCUUCGGUGUUGGACCUCAGUGUCCGGGCAGAAUGAUGGAGGUGGAGACGCUCCUUCAGGUAUACUGGACCGAGGCUGUUUAGGGCUUUAAUGGUCAGCACCAACACUUUGAAUUGUGCUCGGAAAUGUACUGGGAGCCAAUGUUGGUCUUUCAGGACUGGUGUUAUGUGGUCCUGGCGGCCACUCCCAGUCACCAGUCUAGCUGCCGCAUUCUGGAUUAGUCGUAGUUUCCAGAUCACCUUCAAAGGUAGUCCCAUAUAGAGCGCAUUGCAGUAAUCCAAGCGAGAGAUGACUAGAGCAUGCACCACUAUGGCGAGACAGCCUGUGGGCAGGGAGGGUCUCAGCCUACUUACCAGAUGGAGCUGGUAAACAGCUGCCCUGGACACAGAAUUGACCUGUGCCUCCAUGAACAACUGUGAGUCCAGAAUCACUCCCAGGCUGCGCACCUGGUCCUUCAGGGUCACAGUUACCCCAUUCGGGACCGGGGAGUCCCCCACCCCUGCCCACCUCCUGUUCCCCCAAAACAGUACUUCUGUCUUGUCAGGAUUCAACCUCAAUCUGUUAGCCGCCAUCCAUCCUCCAACCGCCUCCAGACACUCACACAGGACCUUCACCGCCUUCACUGGUUCUGAUUUAAAAGAGAGGUAGAGCUGGGUAUCAUCCGCAUACUGAUGAACACCCAGCCCAAACCCCCUGAUGAUCUCUCCCAGCAGCUGCUUGUAGAUGUUGAAAAGCAUGGGGGAGAGGACAGAACCCUGAGGCCCCCCACAAGUGAGAGCCCAGGGGUCUGAACACUCAUCCCCACCACCACUUUCUGAACACAGCCCAGGAGGAAGGAGCGGAACCACUGUAUAACAGUGCCCCCAGCUCUCAGCCCCUCUAGACGGUCCAGAAGGAUGCUUUGGUCGAUGGUAUCAAAAGCCGCUGAGAGAUCCAGCAGAACUAGGAAACAGCUCUCACCAUUGUCCCUAGCCUGCCGGAGAUCAUUGACCAGUGCAACCAAGGCAGUUUCAGUCCCAUGAAGAGGCCUGAAUCCCGACUGGAAGGGAUCCAAAUGGUCCGCUUCUUCCAGGCGUGCCUGGAGUUGUUCAGCAACCACCAGCUCAGUCACCUUGCCCAAGAAUGGAAGAUUUGAGACUGGGCGAUAGUUGGCCAUAUUGGCCGCAUCUAAAGAUGGUUUUUUAAGAAGCGGUUUAAUAACCGCCUCUUUCAGCGGGUCUGGGAAGGCUCCCUCACAGAGGGAAGCAUUCACCACCCCACAAAGCCCAUCGCCCAGCCCUUCCCGGCUAGCUUUUCUAAGCCAGGAUGGGCAAGGAUCAAGGAGACAGGUGGUUGGUUUCACUCGUCCAAGCAGCCUGUCCACAUCCUCGGAGGUAACAAAUUGGAAUUGAUCCCACACAACUUGACUAGACAGGACUCAAGCACUCUCCUGCCCCGGCCCUGCUCCCACGGUGGAGUCUACCUCUUCCCGAAUCUGAGCGACUUUAUCUGCAAAAAACUUUGCAAAAUCAUUGCAGGAGAUCAUGUGGCCCGUAUCUCUUAAUGAAUUGCUUCAAAGGUGCAUAUAUCUGCAUGGGAGUAAAAAACCCAAGACCGCAGUACUUGGGCAGUCUCCUUCCUUUUUUGCUUUUGAUGGUCACACGCAGUCGCAGAGCAGUAAAUGCUGACACGCCGGAGCUUGCGAUGACCAUAGCCGGAAGAUCCCUUGUCCACCAUGGAAAUGGCUGGCAAAGGGUUGCGUCGCAAGGAGCGUGUUUUCCUUGGGUCGUGGAAACUUCGGCUGACGCUGCUCAGCCCCCUCCUAACAGCUCCUUUUCCUUUUCUGCAGCUGCCGAUUCGAUGUCCUGACGUGUGAGCGUGUGAGCGUGGUUUUCAGGCCGCCCUAUGGAGUGGACGUUGUUGUGUGCUUCGUGGUCCAGAUCAAGUGCUCUUUGCUGUGAGUAAGAUGCAUCCUGGGUCGCUGGGCAGAUUUGGGAGACCCUUCGUUGCCGAAAGUUGUGAAGACAAAACCGCAAAAGCCUUUGCGCCCGCUCUGCCCGGCUGCUCGCGCACGGCAGGACUCUCCCCUUGGCCGUGACCUCUGUGGUUUGAGGACAGGGGGGUGCUGAUCUCUUGGCACCCCCUUCCCCUUGGCGCCUGCUGGGCGUAAGGGGCCAGUCUAUUCUGGCUGGGUGGGAAAGGCAACUCCAGAGGUGAAAAGGGGCAGAUCAACAAAGGCAAACCCGGCCUUUACCAGGGAAGUGAAGGAACAUCUCUACACGCCAAGAUGAAAUAUGCAGGAGAAUGAGUGAAAGGAAUAUAUGGCCUGGCUCAUGACAUCCUCUGUCUUGCAUUUAAGAGCGCUAAAGAAAAAUCAGAUGGGAGGGUGGCUCUCCAGAUGAUUUGUCAUUUCACAUCAUCCCCUGACAGCAUGGCUAAGGGCACAUAGGAACAUCGGGAGCUGCUUUUUGCCUGGUCAUCUAACUACAUGCUGUCUAUGCUCUGGAUGGACCUUCAUAAUAUGGCCACCGUUCUCUUCUUUCUCUUUCUCUUUCUCUUUUUUCUCUUUCUCUUUCUCUUUUUUCUCUUUCUCUUUCUCUUAAGGCCUUUCUUUUCUUUUUGUUCUUUCUGCCUUUGUUCUUUUUUCCCAAUUAAGUAGCUGUUUUAAUUCCGUAUAUUAUAAAAAUAUACUUUGCUGUGGGUUUGUAUUUUUGUAUAUCUUUGAAUAGGUAUCUCUAGCUAUAUCUAUCUAUCAUCUAUCUAUCUAUCAUCUAUCGAUCGAUCGAUCUAUCUACCAUCUAUCAUCAUCUAUCUAUCUUUCUAUCUAUCUAGGAAAUAUUGAGCAGAAGAGAAGGGAAUAAAAAAAUGUUUGAUGUUUCUCAUCUUUGUCUAGAGGAACAUUUCUACUGACAUUUUCCUGCCUUUUGCAUGCAAAUUAAACCGAAGAGUGAAAUUAGUGGCUAUAUUUUACACAUUCCAUUUCCUUGAGCACUUUAAUAGGCUGCAAAUAUUGGCCCUUAAAUUUUCAAGGGGAGGAAGAUAAUCUUUUGUAAUAUUGUUGCAGGAUAUAUGAGCAUUUCCAGAGCAAGAUUAUAAAAUUUUUAGAAGCAAGGAAGAAUUCCACCCCACCGGUUCCUCCGCUAGGGAGCAUGAUUUAUAAGCAAAUUUCAAGAUUAGUCCCCCUCUCAAGAUAAUUUCACUUCCUUAUUCCUUUCUUGUAAACUGCUGUCUUUUGCAAUGAUUCACCCAUCACGGGAGUGGGGAGGGUGAAGGGAUGCCAGGGACGCUGGGGCAGCUAAAUCCCAUUUGAUUCAUUUGAUUCCUCCAAUAUGGCGCCCUGUGCAAGCCCCAAAUUUGGCUGCCCCAAAUGGAUCUUCUCCAUCACAGAUCUGCACAAUUCUGUGCCCCCUUGGCUAGGCACCCUGCGCGGAGGAACCACCGGCAACGCCCUAAAUCUGAUUCUGCUCCAUUACUGGCAGUGGCUCUCCAGUCUUAUCUGAAGAUGCCAAGAUUUGAACCUGGGACCGUUUGUGUUCAGAGCGCACGCCUGGCCACUGAGCCGUGCCUCGUCUGGGGUGGUGUUGGCGGCCAUAGUGCCCUCGUUUCGGCCUCGCCUCUCGAAUCAGGGAUGGAUAGCAGCUGACCUUCCUCUCCUCUCUGCUUAGGCUCACAGUGCGCAUCGCAUUUUGUGCUACUAUCCGGCUGGCGGUGGUACCUUUGGGGCUGAGCUUCGGCAGCUGCUCUUCAGAGUACGUGGAAGUCAAAGUAGAUCCACUGAUCAAGUAGGUGAUGCUCAACUUCCUUUCCUUGGCAGGGGGACGGGACAGGCGGGGGUCGGUCAAGCACCUCUCUUUCCCACAACCAGGGGAAAUGCCCUGAGCCAUCAAAGGUGUGUGAGAUUCCAGCCAAGUCUAUCACCAGAUCUAGGAAAGCAGCUUGUUCAGGGGCCACUGUGGAAGGAGAUGUGGGUCCAGAUCUGGCCUCCACAGUCACUUACGGACUCACUGUUCAAACCGUGUUUAUGGAAGACAAUCUUCCUCGGCUAUGAGGGAUCGCCCAAGAAGAAAGACCCAGAAAGGCAAAGGGCUACAGCUUCCAUGCAGGGGUGGAGUGCAUGGAAAUGCUGCCCAGGUGGGGUGUGCAAGGCGGUGUGGUGCGGAGGGAACCGGCUGCAGCAAUGGGGCAGGGGCUCACUCCUGCACCCCAGUCCUGGAGAGGGCGCAGCAGUAUUGCAACCCAACCCUAAACCACUUUCUGCCAGGGCUGCUGGGCCGGCCGUGAGGAAGCAGGAUCAGAUCUUCACCCUCCAUGCUCUCCAGCACCCCCUGCUGGCAGGGCACAAGGGGGAUCUCUGCCGGGGGGCUGGUUCAAUUGCAAUUAUGGGAAGCGAUGCAUAAAUGAAAUGAAUAAUAACAACAGAAUAUGAAGAAAGGAAAGAGGAGCAGGAUUCCAAAGAACCUCUCUGCUAACUUAAUUCCUGCUCUCUUUUUUUGUAGUUUGCAGCUGCCAGUAGUGGCGCAAAUCCUGGCCCCCGUGCUGGAUCCUGUGGUAGGUCUCACAGAGCAUUUUAUCUCCCCUCUGCUAGCAGCCCCACAUCAACAAAGCGGUUCCAAAAAAACAGGAAGCAAAUUCAGUUGAUCGGAGGCCUCUGCCUCUGCAAUGCUCUCUUCAGGGGAAUCUGGUGUCUCUUGUGCAUCUAUGCUUUAUUGUUGUUGAUUAGUCAUGUCCGACUCUUUGUGACCCCCUGGACCAGAGCACGGCAGGCCCUCCUGUCUUCCACUGCCUCCCACAACUUGGUCAAACUCAUGCUGGUAGCUUUGAGAACACUGUCCCACCAUCUCGUCCUCUGUCGUCCCCUUCUCCUUGUGCCCUCCAUCUUUCCCAACAUCAGGGUCUUUUCCAGGGAGUCUUCUCUUCUCAUGAGGUGGCCAAAGUCUUGGAGCCUCAGCUUCAGGAUCUGUCCUUCCAGUGAGCACUCAGGGCUGAUUUCCUUCAGAAUGGAUGCAUUUGAUCUUCUUGCAGUCCAUGGGACUCUCCAGAGUCUCCUCCAGCACCAGAAUUCAAAAGCAUCCAUUCUUCGGCAAUCAGCCUUCUUUAUGGUCCAGCUCUCACUUCCAUACAUCACUACUGGGAAAACCAUAGCUUUAACUAUACGGACCUUUGUCGGCAAGGUGAUGUCUCUGCUUUUUAAGAUGCUGUCUAGGUUUGUCAUUGCAUACUAUCUGCAUGCUAUCCCUUGCUUUUCCCUGUAGGACUAAUUGCAGUUGUUAACAGUUGUCCACAGGUUCACCAUACCCAUUGAGUCAAUCACCCAUCUCCUACUACCCUCCUGAGAAAAACCCCACCCCACCCUCCCACUAUAUAUAAGGGUCUGGUGACUUCUAUUUCAUGUGACUAAUAGGUGGCCAUAACUUUCCAGACCUGGUAAAAGCAUGCACACGAAAGCUUAUUCCCAGAACAAACUUAGUUGGUCUCUAAGGUGCUACUGGAGAAUUUUUAAAUUUAUUUUGAAAAAGUUCACUCACAUUUCAGUUCACGAUUUGAUCCCUGAAAGGCAGGCUUUAGCUAGUAGUUACAUCAGAAUCUGUGAGUUCAUCUCACAUGGAGAUUGAACUCAUGUGCUGCUGGCUGAGAGCCAGCAGACAGCAAAAUUACAUUAAGAAAACAAAAUGGCCGCAGGAGAGCAGCAUUGCAGUAAGAGAUCAGCUAGCAAGAGAGCAGGUGAAUGUGUGAGAGAGAAAGCUUAAGAUGGCUGCAUGACUCGGCUCUUUUAUGGAGUCAGCCAGGGCUGUGCCCAUCUCCCAGGUCACACGCAGAGGGAGGACACUCCAGACCAGUGGAACAGGAAGUUUGACUGGCUGGACGGUCAUCCCCUGUAUGUCCACUCUAGCAAUACAGGUAAUGUUGUACUUGACUGCUCCACUGGAUCACAUCCCACAUCUAGGAGGUCCCCAAAAGAGUGGGGCAUGAAGGCACCUGCUUGAUCCCAAGAGACAAGGAGUUCCAAGUUUCUGACCCACUGGACCUUCUCUUUUCCUGCAGGUUUGUAGCCAUGCCCCGAAGAUGAUCACGCAACUGAACAUCGUCCUUAAUCUCCAACUUCGUAAGCAUUAAUGGGGUGCACCGCUGGUUUACUUAAAAGACUCACGAGUCACUUUGAUAUUUUAAAAAAAUCCCAAAGUGGUACGCAAAAGAAUAGAAUGUCUACAGCAGGCACAAUAAGAUGAUAUUUAUCCAGAAAGCUCUACACCUUCACAGUAACCCAGUGAUGGCCAGACUUGGCCACUGUGGUAACCAAUAACGUAGCUGAACUCUGCUCUGAAAAUGAACGCAAACGGGUUUUGGCCGACGCAGAGGACACAAAACGGCAUUAGGAAUGAGGUCACCAGGGAGGAGGCUAAAGCUGAUGGUCUAAGGGUCAAAAAUGAAGUCUAGCGUUAAAUAGGUCUUUGGUUCCCAGUCCUGGGAUUCUCCUUUUUUUGUUUUUGAAGAAGAGGAUUUGAGAGGCAAAAGUUUCAUUUGGAUUUUUGGGGGUGGGGUGAAAGUCCCUAUUCUUCAGAACUCCCUGCCUAUCAUGUACUUCUAGCCCAGAGGUUGGUACCGCCUCUUGCCCUUUAGUCUCAGUGCUGUCCCUUGCAGAACUCAGCGGGGGGCAAGAUGGAGACCAGACCGUGUUGCCUCUGCCUGACAUUGGCUCUCUGGCUCCACCUACUGCCCGACUCCUGGCCUCCUGCCCCAUCAAUCCCAAGAGCUGCCAGCCAUCCCUGCUUGGGCUACUGUUCUGCUGUGCUUUGUGGUCCAGCUUUGGAAAACUCCUGAUCUUUCUCCCCCAGAGCCAACGCCGUUCUUCACAGGCUGCCAGUACAUCUGCACAAGGCCCUAUCCGCCUCAACUCACCUCCGGCUACUUGGAUUUCCCUUUUGUGGUGAGUGGAUUCAUCUUCUAGGAUGCUUGUUACAGGCUCAGAGGGGGUCAGUCUGAAUAAAGGAUGCAGGGAGGGAGGGCUAGAAUUAGGGCCGGGCGAUAUUUCAAGAUUGUGAUAUAUCACCAGCUAAACAUUGCAAUAUACUGAUAAAUCACUAUGCCUGAAAUAAGGAUCAGGCUAUGUACAGGCAUACGUGGAUGGCGCUGUGGGUUAAACCACAGAGCCUAGGACUUGUCGAUUGGAAGGUCGGUGGUUCGAAUCCCUGUUACGGGGGUGAGCUCCUGUUGCUCAGUCCCUGCUCCUGCCCACCUAGCAGUUCAAAAGCACGUCAAAGUGCAAGUAGAUAAAUAGGUCCCCCUCCAGCGGGAAGGUAAACGGCGUUUCCGUGUGCUCCUCUGGUUCGCCAGAAGAGACUUAGUCAUGCUGGCCACAUGACCUGGAAGCUGUACACCGGCUCCCUCGGCCAGUAAAGCGAGAUGAGCACCGCAACCCCAGAGUCGGCCACGACUGGACCUAAUGGUCAGGGGUCCCUUUACCUUUUAUGUACAGGCAUUGGCUGGCUUCACAGUUUUCCCCACAUGGUGAUUUUUGCACAGCGCACACAGAUUCACAAUAUAUUGGCACAUCAGAAAUUAUGAAACCAAUAUCACAAUAUGGACUUCAAACCAGUUUGGGAUGAUACAUCACCCAGAGCUAAGACACAUCAUGAUUCACGAUAAACUGCCAGGCCAAAAAUUAUGGAGCCGACAUCACAAUAUGGACUUCAAACUGGUUUUGGAUUAUAUAUUGAUAUAUCGCCCAGCCCUAGUUAGAACCAGAGGAUUCUAUUGCGGAACUGGUCUUUGCGGGACAAGGACCUUUGCUGCCAAUCAAGCGUCCCCAAAGCAUUCCAAAGGAAUGAGCCAGGUUGGAAGAGCCACAACUAAUGCUGUGAGCUGCUCCAUCUUGGACUCAUAUGAAUGAAAAUAAAGCCAUAAAGCCACUGAACUUUUCUCCAAGGAAACUGAACCCGGGCAAGCGUUGCAGGGGGUUGGACUUGAUGACCUUUGGGUUCCCUUCCAACGCCACAAUUCUAUGAUUCUAUGAAGCACCUGGAACCCCCUGGAGUCUCUUCCCACUAGGAGAUUGGGGUGGCGCGUACCAAUAUAAUAGGGUCACCUCCUUGUUGCUGCAGAGGCUGGAACUGUCUUGCUCAUAGAAUUGUAGUGGGAAGGGACCCCAUAGCUAAGGGGGCCAUGGCCCCGGGCACAAAUUUAUGAGGGGGUGCAACCAGGCACCCCCGUGAGAGGAUUCCUCAUUGAGGCCGGAGUUGCGGGGUGGCAAGCUGUGCCCAGGCUGGACCUUCGUGGCUGGAGCAACGCGUUGGCCUCCUUCUCGUGGCUGGGAACGCAAGCCCCGCCCCUGGGUUGGCGGAGAGGGAGGGAUAGGGAGGGUGCCCCCACUGCCGCUGCCACACACUGAGGGAGGAGGGGUGGAGGAAGAGGAAGGUGGGAAACCACUGCCGGAGCCGGUUGCCCAGAGCACCUCGCUGCAAGGACAUGAGGGCGAGGCGACACAGCGGGUCUCCCGGCUUUGUGUUUCUCUGCAUUAUCUCUGCUCUAGCCCCCGUCUCCCAGGUUGGGGCUACUUUGCAAGAAAGACUCCCUUGAUUAGACACUGGCCGGUGAAGGGACUGACUAGUCCACCAGGGGGCUGCAACACCUGCCCCAUCCCGGGUGCCAGCAACCCACGCUAUGCUCCUGCCCCAAGGAUCAUUUAGUUCAACCGGCUGCAGCGCAGGAGUCUCAGCUUGCUGCUCUCUGGGCUGGCAGUUCCUUUAGCAGUUGGCGCUCUGACCUUCCCACCUGCUUUCUGAAAGGCCGCUGGACCUGCCUUGGGUCAUUUUCCAGGGACUUUCCUGUUGCCUCCAGAUCUUAUGUUCAGGCGCAGGCUGACUCAUGGCGACUGUGCUGGUCCCGUGGGUUACCCAAGAGGCGAGGUCCAAGUCCGGUCCAUGGUCAGAGGUGCAACAUGGAGACAGUCCAUAGUAGCUAAAGCUGGGUGCAGGGCAAGGAGUCAGGUGAAGUCAGGAACAGGCAUGGAAGCCGGGAGCAAGGGUGGGUCAGGAGCUCAGGCAGGAAAGCAGGACAGGGUUCAAGCAGGAACUAGCAACCAACAAUGUUGCUCCCACAACUUGGGACUGGCUGGCUGGCUUUUAUCUGUCCUGAGGCAUAGGGCGGCCCCGAUCCUCUGGUGACUCGCCUCUCGUGGCCUGGAGGUGAGCACUCCUCCUGCAGGAACUUAGUUCCCUCCGCCUCUCUGCCCUGAGCCUCUGCAGCUCUGGAGAGGCUGGAGGCUUACUGGACCCAGAGGCUUCCCCUGGCAGGGCUGAGAGUGGAGCACCUGCAGGCAAUGGGUCCUCCAUCACCCCAGGAGCCAGAGCAGACUCAGCUGGUGCCUGCAGCUGAGGAUCCAGCACAGGUGAGGACCCUUCAGGCUCAUGCCCCAGCCCUGGCUCAGCUGGUUCUGGAGGUGGGGAAUCCUGUGCAGGCUGGGAUCCCUCAGGUUCAGCCUCCGAGUCCGAAUCCCAGGCCAUCACAGCGACUGCAGUUGGGUCCCACUGAAUUUCCCCCCUCUUGUUCUCCUUGCAGCCUCAAAUGUCCUGCGGAGGAGCUGUGGUUCCCUGGCCCAACUAUCCCAUCUACUACCCGCCAGCCACCCUCGUCCCUGACGGACACAUCUGUUAUUUUUUGAACGAAGCUGACACAGGCCACAUCUUUUCAACUUUGAUGGCAAGAGAAUUGUUCAACCUUGAGCUCACCCAGGUGAGUUCUGCACAGUGAGGGCCCUUUCCCUGGGCAAUUGACAACAAGCUGGAGGCAGUGGGCGCCGAUUUUUUUGGGGAGCCCACUGCCCCCUUGAUUCCAUAAGCUCACCCCCAGUGCCCCCUAACUUUACCCUAUUAAAAAAGCAUCAUUCAGAGCAGCGGUUUGCACAACCUGCCCAGGAAGAGAAUAACACAAUAAAAUCCAAACCAGUAACAAUUAAUUGCACAUUUAUCCACAAUCCAAUUUAUUUGUUCGUUUACCUUAAUUAAUGCAGCCGAGGUGAUCAGCUUGAUCCAGGGCUACCAGCUUUUCAAAGUCUGGAAGUCAUUGACACCUUCAGUGCCCUUUUGCCCCUUUGCCUCUUAGUGCCCCCCCCCCCAAAUCCUACUGCCCCCCCCAAGUUGCUUCCACCACCUUUAGGAAGCACUGAGUCAGAGGGUCAACACCAGAAAUAUUUUUGCCCCGCUCAGUGAAAUAUGAAGCCUGUGCAAAGAUGGCAGCUUGAUCCGAUUCAGCUGAAGCCCUGGGAUUCAGAGAUUCAGGGACCAGUUUGUUUAUCUGGGCAAUUAAUUCUCUGCUUCAUACUGCUUAAAGUAAGGAUAGUAGGAAAGGCUAUAAUGAUUAAGUAUUAUUCUUCCUUCCCCUCAAUACAGCAAGAAACUAGUUUGCAGAUUUGUUUGAAUCUCUUUAGUUAAACAAUCCAAUUUGGCUUGCUCAGAGGGAUAAUUCCUGGUGUCGCCUUUUAUCCUUCUUAAAAUAAUAAAGACACAAGAGUCUUUCCUUAAAAGUAGCAAGAAGUUUACUAGAGUCAGGUACGUAGCCUUGUUGGUCUGAUGCAGUCGAAAUAAAUUAAAAAAUUAAAAAAAUUCUCCAGUAGCACCUUUGAGACCAGCUAAGUUUGUUCUGGGUAUAAGCUUUUGUCUGCAUGCACACUUCUUCUAAGCUUUUGUCUGCAUGCACACUUCUUCAGGUAAACUGAAACAGAAGUCACCAGACCCUUAUAUAUAGUGGGAGGGUGGGGUUUUUCUCAGGAGGGUAGUAGGAGAUGGGUGAUUGACUCAAUUGACUCAAUUUGACUUCUCAAAAGGAUUACAUCCCACACAAACACUCUCCGCUUUUCACAUCUGGAUCUCAAAGCAGAUAUGUGUUUUUUUAGAAAAAUGGGGAAAUCUACAGAAAAGAACAACUACAAUUAAAACCCCACAUUUUAAAAACCCCAGAACAAUUAGCCACGAUCCCCUUAGGGCAGUUCUACACUUGCCAUUGAUAACGUUAAAAAUGUGUUAUUAAAAUGUGACACCAGAGGCUGCUGCAGAGCAGAGAGCCACCGACAAUGGGAAACUGCCAUUCAGCGUUCUAAACGUUAUUUAAAAAUAACGUUCUGUAAGAUCAAUGUAGAUCCAGCCCCUGCCAUAAAUAUAAGGGUAGUAUCCGGUGCCAUUUGCAACAGGACACCCGUUUCUUCUUCUCCUCUCUGUGGCUUCGCACAACCUCAAGCCUCAGUUUAAGUAUCCAGGGAGACAUCCUUUCAGACAGCGUGUCUCCUUUCCCCCCCAAUUUUUUUUAUUGAUUUUCCAAAUUUAUAACAAACAUAAACAAAAAAGAAAAAAAAUACAUAUAAAAAACCAAACAAACAUACAAACAUUCAUCCUAACUAUUAUACUCCCACUUUUAUUACCACUGUUAGUUGACUUCUUCAAAUCCCUCUAGCUGAUUUUCCAUAUAUUUCAUUACAGCACUUUUCCAAUAAAAUUAACUUAAUCAAUUAACAUCUUUCUUUCUUAUCAUAUUCUAUCCAUAGUGUCAUAUUCUAUCCAUCAUAUUCUAUCCAUAGUGUCAUACAAUUUAAAACAUUUAACUCCCAAGCCAAUUUGGUACUCACAAAUAUUACUACUUAUAUUAUCUUAGAAUAUUUUACUAAAUAAUCCUUAAACUUCUUUUAAUUUAAGAAAUCUCCUGGGUGACUCUUUGAACAGAGCCCAGCAUUGGGGGGGGGACGGGACCAUGGCAGAACAUUAUAAUCAAGAUGUAUUUUCUUUCCACAGUCGACUGUGACCACCACUUUAAUAAUGAGCCGCAUCCCUGAGGUACGUGAUCCUCCUUGGCUGUGAGAUGGGUGUGUCAGGGGACGGGGAGAUUUUCAGAGAUUUGUUCAUGGGCCAGCAGGGUGGAUAAAUGGCUUCUUGACUCCCCUGCGUGUGAGCGACGGACACAUUUUGGGAGCGAUAACGACCACUUUGGAAACACCCCUCAACAAGUUCAGGACAACGAUACCCUUUUCCUCUCCCCAGGAGAAGCUCUGGAAACCAGCCUUGCAAGUUUGCAGCUUGGUUCAGCUGAUGCUGCGCAGCGGGAACCGAUUGGCUAGCGCUUGUGUUGUCGCCAGCACAUCUCUCCGCUCUGUCUAUGGAGCAGUUUUGCCGCUGUUUUCAGGGGCUUCAAUGGGGACAGGAAGGACUGCCAGCUGAAUCAGGAUUUGCCGGUCUGUCACACAAACUGUGAAGCCAGCUCCGACUGAAAGUGAAGAAUCCUCUGGGCUGGCUUUUUCAAAAGCAUUUUAUUGUUUUCCCACGUAAGAGAAACACAAUUUAAAAUACAAUAAACAGCAGCAGCUUAUAGCUGGAAUCGCUGCUUAGAACAAGUUUGUGAUGCAUAUUGAAAUCUCUCCGAUAAGUCUCUCCAGAUGUUUCUGUGGGUCUGGGGAGGUUGUCUCGGUUGAUUGUCCCAUCUCAUAUGGUGAGAUAUUGCCUCUGGCCUCCCUGAGCUGGCAGGUCAGUUUCUCGACCAGAGCAACAGGGCCACACCUGAGCAUGCCACGAAUCUUAUCGACAGGCCUGCUGCAGAAAACCAAUGUUUAGCAAUUUCUAAACAAAAACGCCAGCAUCUCCUGGUGAGAUAAGUUGAUUUCAUAGAAUUAUAGAGCGGUGGAGUUAGAAGGGACACCCAGGGUCAUUGUAUAUUAUUGAAAUUGUAUAUUAUGUCCUACAUCUUGCGCCCAUUUAAUCAGUACUGAUUUUACUUCUUCAUCUUUGGUCUCCCAUUCCAAAAGGAUAUUAUACGCCUUUUAAAAAUAAUUUUGUGUUUUCUUCUAUCACUUCCUUUUGGAAGUUGGAAGCCAACUAUGAGAAGCCUUUUUAGUUAUCCUCCUUAAAUAUAUCCUGUAAUUGUCUAUGAUGUAACCAGCUUUGAAGAUGUUCUUUUAUUUCAUCAUAUUCUUUCAGUUUUAACUUCCCCUCUUGUUCCACCAUAGAGUUCUCUCUAUGUUGACCACUCUCCUUUCCCCUCCCCCCCAAUAUUUUAAGUGAUAGUGCUUCGAUAGGUGAUAGCCACCAUGGUGUUUUGGGUUCUAAUAAAUCUUUGUAUUUCUCCCAUACUUUAAACAGUGAUCUUCUUAUUAAAUGAUUGUGGAAUCCUUUAUGCACUUUUGCUUUUCCAUACCAGAGGUAGGCAUGCCAUCCAAAUCUAUUAUCAUGUCCAGGAAUCUCAGCUUAAAGCAUCCCUGACAGAUGGCCACCCAGCCUCUGCCUGGAAACCUGCAAAGAGGGAGAGUUCACCAGAUCCCAAGAGAGUCUGUUCCACUGUCCAACAGCUCUUCCUGUCAGAAAGCGCUUCCUGGGGUUUAGCGGGAAAAUUAGAGCAAAUUAUAUAGCCAAGGUAGCCACCAACUGUAAAGGAGAUGAAUUUAUUUGACCCUAUCUACAUCAAGCUAUAUUCUAUCUUUAUCACCAAACUCCGAAUAUAAUUGCACAUUGUAUUAAUUAACAUUAUUUUUAAUAUAUUAGUGGCCAUGUGAUAAUCUUAGCUUACAAAUUUUAUUGUUUAAUGUCUUAAUUUGUAUAGUAAGGUACUUUUAUAGCUCUGUUUAGAGUAGGUAAUGUCUUGAUAAUAUAAAUGUUUUAAGUAUCAAUUCAGUAUAUUUUCUUUUAAUUGUUGAAUGAUUCUGUGUACAUUGCGGCAGCCUUUGGCUAUGUGCAAUAAAACUGACUGACUGACUGACAGCUCCUUAAAUACCAAAUUGGUCUUCCCUCUAAAAGAUAACUUCCAUAACACCUUACGUUAAAAACCUGACAGUACCAAAUGAUCGAAGGUUAUUCACCAAAGCCAGAAUAAACAUCUUUCCUUCUACAGUGUUGGAUGGCAGGUUGAGAGGAGUUCCCUACCAGGACAGACUUUGCUCGUGUGCUCAAGACAUCGAUUCCAUAAAACAUAUUUUGUUGCACUGUGCAAAAUAUGAGCAAGCCAGGGCUGAACUGAUAUUACCCUUGCUGGUACCUUUCCCGGGAAAAUCAGAGGCUCACUAUGUCAGGUUCCUAUUGGAAGACCGGACAAAUGCUAGAACAUUAGUCUGGGCAAAAAUCGGUGGUUGCAAGAACCAAGGAUCCCUAUCUUUAAGUUGGAACAAAAUGCUUGUUUAACCUGGAGGUAGACUGUCUGACUUGUGCAUUGCUUUGCUGGGUCUCUGGACGGUAAUAUGGACUGAUUGAUUGAUUGAUUGAUUGAUUGAUUGAUAACUUCCACCCCACUGAUGACGUGCGCCAGAGCCAGGAUAGAUGAUCCUGAGAGAUCACAUCUACCCUCUUCUCCCACAGAUUGACUGUCCAGCGGAUCUUUCUUCUUUGCUGAAGUUCUCGUGCACAAGCCUCUCCAUCCAGUUUACUGCUAACGCUGUCAUUCUUGAUGCUGAGCUGCGUAUCAAUAUUGGCUAUUUCCAGUCAGAGUUUGUUGGCCUCCUUCAAGCCACAGCGGUAAGUAAAAGCACCAGGCAAAUGACCCUUCAGGAACUCAGAAUCAGGGGUGGAAUUUUCUGAAAACCUCGAUGAAGAUUUUAUCUACACCUAUUUCCCUCCCCAAUUCUUGUUUUGCUCCUUGGUCUCAACAAGAAGUGCGUCUCCCCCGAUCUCCCCACCCUGCUGUACCGAAAAGAUGAACUAUUAGGAACACGUGCUCUCUAGGUUCCUAAAAGCAACCAGCACGCAGCUAUAAAUGAAAGGCAAUAAAUGGGUGAAAGACGAGCCACUCCUCUGUGCAACCUGAGCUUAGCGUUUAAUUUUGCACAUGCUUAUUUCGCUUUAUGGGAUGCGGGUGGCUCUGUUAAACCACAGAGCCUAGGGCUUGCCGAUAAGAAGGUUGGCGGUUCGAAUCCCCACGACGGGGUGAGCUCCUGUUGCUCGGUCCCUGCUCCUGCCAACCUAGCAGUUCGAAAGCACGUCAUUCUUCCAUCCUAAAAAAACCCCGGAUUCCUCUCAAUCUCCCCUGCCCCUCGGUUUGACUUUGAUGCCCUUUGCAUCCCAAUUUCAGAGAGUGAGAAUAAUUCUCCGCCCGGCCAUUGACUGCCAAAGAGGACUGCUGCUGUUGUCGGCGGAUCUAAUAAGGUAAUGCAUGCAAGGACCCGUCCCCUGCUUUGGAUUAGAUCCCUUGGGACCGUGGAUGGAGGCCCUCGUGGGCAGCUGUGGUGGGCUUGGGGCAGAGAGCGUUGUUUGUGGGCACCCGUGACGCUUCUUCCUCCCUGCACACAACCUGACUUUUCCUGGCUCUGGAAAGGUCCCCAGAUGUUGGAGAGGCCUGUCUCAGAAAGCAGGGAUGCAGGGCUGAGGCUGUGAAUGCAAGGAAGGAAAGAGGCCAUAUAGAUUGAAAGUUGCAAAGAGACCUGGGGCUGGCUUGGGAUUGAAAGCUGGGGAAUGGAUGGGGAGGGGAUGGGUGGCUCUGCCUCGCAUCACAGCGGCUCAUUCCUCUCUCCCCAGCAACCUCCAGAUUACAGCUGCUUGCAGCGGGAGCCCUUGCACAGUUGAUGUAAGUAUCAGGUGAUUUAAUGGGGGCAGCGGGGCUCGUGGGUGGAGCUGACCUCACUCAGCCCUUCCCCCCCUCCAACCUUUAGUCAGGCAAAAUCAACAUCUCAUGAAUUUUUGCCCAGGCCAUUGUAGGGCAUAUCGACCACACAGAUUUUUUUUUAUAAGAUAUUUAUUAAGAUUUUUUAAAAUAUUACAAUAAAAGUAAAAAAAAAUAACAAAAAUACAAAAUAAAAAUAGUUAAAAACACAUAGAUUUUCCAUUACUUAUUUUCCUUUAGCUUGUUUCCUGGACCUCCUCAUACCUCCCUUUUUUGUAUUCCACUUCAAUCUGUUGGUUCAGCAAAUCCUUACCCUCUUUAAUUAUCCUAAUCUUUGAUCUUAAAAGUAAUAGCAUUAGCUUUUUACCUAUUUAUAACCCUUUUUUCAUAUUCCCUUAAAGCAUUACAGCUGGAAACCACUUAAUUACUAUCCAACAUCAUUCUAAUAUUCAUUAAUUUUACAAUAUUUCUGUAGAUAAUCUUUUGAAUUUCUUCCAAUCUUCUUCCACCGACUCUUCUCCCUGGUCUCGGAUUCUGCCAGUCAUUUCUGCAAGUUCCAUAUAGUCCAUCAGCUUCAUCAUCCAUCAGAUUUUAAACCGAGUGACACAUCUCUUCCCUCUCUCUAGGGAAUUGGGGCCCUGUGGUUUUGAGGGUGGCAGGGACCUCUAGCAGAGACCCCCCAGCCUUGACACCCAACUACAAUUCCCAUGAUUCCUCGAGGGGAAGCCAUGACAGAGUGGAACUGGUGUUGAAGCGAUGCUGGUUGCAAUGCAGAGAAUACGCUCCCGCCUUGCAUCUUGCAGUUUCUGGGCUCGAUGGUUCUCCCCGUGGUCUUCCUUGGGGUCUUCACGCCUCUAAAAUUACUAGCAUUUGUCGAAGCCCCCAACUCUUGAUCUAUGCCAUUCAGGGCUCUGCCCAGUAUACCUGAAGGAGCGUCUCCACCCCCAUCAUUCAGCCUGGACACUGAGGUCCAGCGCCGAGGGCCUUCUGGCGGUUCCCUCCCUGCAAGAAGCCAACUUACAGGGAACCAGGCAGAGGGCCUUCUCGGUAGCGGCACCCGCCCUGUGGAACACCCUCCCACCAGAUGUCAAAGAGAACAACUACCAGACUUUUAGAAGACAUCUGAAGGCAGCCCUGUUUAGGGAAGCUUUUAAUGUUUCUUAAUUUUUGUUGGAAGCCGCACAGAGUGGCUGGGGAAACGCAGACAGAUGGGCAGGGUACAAAUAAUAAAUUAUUAUUAUUAUCCAACACACCCUGGGAGAAGUGCUACUUACCUACCUUUCCCCCAGUCUCCUUCCAGUUGCUUUGAAAGGGACCCCAAAAGGCAUCUAGUCCACCCCUUUGGCCCAAAGGCUGGUGGUCUCCGACUCACCCUGCUGCCCCACUCCCUUUCUUCCCUAUACGGAAAGCAAGUGCAAAUGCAGGAAAGGUGCGACGCCUCAGAAGGUGGCCCUAUUCUCCUUCAUUUGGAGGCUGCAUGGCCAUGCGUCAUGGAUUCUUUAGACGUGGUUCCUGCACUGCAGCGGGUUGGACUACAUGACCCUCAGGGACCCCUUCGAAGUCCACAGCUCCAUGAUUCCCAUCUGCCUCUCUCUUGACGCGUGGAGGGUUUUCUUUUCGCAGGGCUCCGUGAUAGAGGAACUGUUUCCGAUAAGGACACACUGCCAGGACUUAUUCAACGGUGAGUGUUGCUCAGGGGCGCGUUUUGCUGACACGGCUGGUGAGAUUUGCACUGGCUCAAGCAUCUCCUUCCGACUUCGCCGCAGUGAAAUCUAGGGGAUGGUCGGUUUAAAGGUUCCAGCAUUCAGGGACACUUGACAUGAAUGUCGGGGGCCCCCCCAAUCCUCACUUGCCCCCAAAUGGAAAGCCUUGUGAGACUGGCUUGACUGGUGGGUAAAAAAAUAAAUAAAAAGCAUAGCAGAAAAAAUAACUCAAAUAUUAUGUGUUGCCAAAGGCUUGGAGGACUCUAAAAAACCCAAGCUGUUUGGUCAGGACUCCCUCUCUGCAGUAUAUAGUGGAGUUUGGCUUUCCUAAUGGUCUUAAGCUGUCUACCAACCUAACAAUAAGUCUUUCCCAGAUAUACCAUGUUGCUUUUUUUGCCCUUCUAUUAUUUUUGAUGCCUUGGUUUCUUUAAUUUAUUUCACCCACCUUCCUCAUCCCUUUGGUGGUACAGGAAAAACAACUUACUGCUUAACUUAAAGAAAACAAAAGAGAUAAUUGUGGACUUUAGGAAAUGUAAAUUGAAUAUUCAGCCACUUAUUAUUGAGGGGAAGUGCGUGGAACAGGUCUUGGUGUUUCGAUUUCUGGAAAUGGAGUUGAGAGAUGACCUAACCUGGGGAGAAAACAGCAAAGACCUGAUGAAGAGAGCACAGCAGAGGUUAUAUUUUCUGAGAAUCCUCCGGAAAAACAAUCUCUCAAAGGACCUGUUGAUGGCAUUUUACCAUUGUACUGUGGAGAGUGUAUUAACUUAUGGUCUCUGUGUGUGGUUUGGGAGCUGCACGGUCUGGGGAAAAACAAUGCUGUCCAGGGUUGUAAAGACUGCAGAGAGAAUAAUUGGGUGCACUCUUCCCACCUUGGAUCAAAUCUACGCUUCCAGGUGCCAUAAGAAAGCUGCAGAGAUAGCGCAGGAUAGUGUACACCCUGGAAAUGAUCUCUUUCAGCUUCUGCCUUCUGGAAGAAGGUCCAGGGUUAUAAAGACUAGGACUAGCCACCUGAGAAACAGUUUCUACUCAAAUGCAAUUCUGGUUCUAAACACAGCAUAAGGAGUCUCUAUAGUAUAUUGUAUUUUAAAAUGGGGUUUCAGAGUUUUUUGGGGGUUUUGAAUGUCUUAUGUAGAUUUUCAAUUUCCUUGUUCUGUAUGGGACAAUGACAAUAAAGAUAUUGUAUCGUAUCGUAAGUGCUCCAAGGCAAAAAUGCCAGGGGUAUCAGUCUUUGGCUCUUGCGAUGUGGGCACAGCCAUAACUGCAUAAUAAUUUUUUUAUUCCCCAUCUUCUCCUGCAGAGAGGCUGAGAGGCGGAAUCCCAUGGCCUUUCCCCAUAAACUGUGCCUGUUCCUCCUGCCGUGACGUCAUUGUUAUCCCGGUGAGAAGAGAGACUUUAAUUUGUAUGCCAGUGUUGGGUGGGAGUGCCUAAAUCUGUGUUUGGGGAGAGAAUGGGGGACGUAAGAAAUGGGGGAAUUGGGAAAUAAUGCGGGGGGGGCACUGUGUUCCAUAAUCCCUCUUCUGUAUUCGUAAGAACUUGAUCAUUUAGUGUGGCAGCAGCUACCCUUUGGAACUCCCUGCGUCUUGAUGUUGAGCUUAGAAACGCUUGUGUGAAUUUUAUUCUGUUUUGGUAUUUUAACUCCAGCUCUGGAGGCGGAUCAGAGCCAUUCUGGCUAGUAGCCAUGAGAACGGGGGGAGUCUGGGGUGAGGAAGGUCUUCCUUUUGGCAAUAGCUUGACUUCCACCAAGGAUCUCUUUAGCUGCCCCUGACGGGCUCCCGCUUCAACCCAUCCCGCUUUUCACUUCCCAUAGUAAAGUUUCAUUUCAUUUAUCUCCCUCCUACUGUGUCCCGAGGGACGCGGGUGGCGCUGUGGGUUAAACCACAGAGACUAGGGCUUGCUGAUCAGAAGGCCGGCGGUUCGAAUCCCUGCGACGGGGUGAGCUCCCGUUGCCCGGUCCCUGCUCCUGCCAACCUAGCAGUUCGAAAGCACGUAAUGCAAGUAGAUAAAUAGGUAUCGCUCCGGCGGGAAGGUAAACGGCAUUUCUGUGCGCUGCUCUGGUUCGCCAGAAGUGGCUUAGUCAUGCUGGCCACAUGACACGGAAGCUGUACGCUGGCUCCCUCGGCCAGUAAAGCGAGAUGAGCGCCGCAACCCCAGAGUCGGCCACAACUGGACCUAAUGGUUAGGGGUCCCUUUACCUUUACUGUGUCCUGAAAGGGUCCCUGUUUGCCAGGAUUCCUUCCGUUGCCACCUCCCCCCCCCCCAUGGCCCCGUUCAUUCCAAAAGGGCCUGUGCAGGAGAACUUCCCAAAGGAAUUGUGCCCCGAGUUUAUUAUUUCAUAAAAGUUAUAUACCCCCUUUGAUUGGGAAAGGAAAACCUCAAGGGGCCUUGCAAAAAAGAGGAAAAAAAAUGUGUACAAGGUAUUUGUAACAAUGCAAGAAAUAUAAUUGUACAAGGAAAAUGUAUACGGAAAGUUUAAUUACUGAAACAGCUUAAAAGUCCCACCAGCUUUCUAAGCACCUGGAUGGGCUUGUCUAAAGAAGAAUGUUUUUAGCAGAUGCAAAAAAGAGUCCUGCCACUUUGAUGUCCACAGGUCGGGAGUUCCAAAGUUUGGAUGCUGCCACACUAAAUGAUGGAGUUCUUACAAAGGCGACACGGGUGUUAACGUAAUGUAGGGGCCCCAAUUCCCCUUCCCCAGAGUGCAUGUGUCCACUGUUUGGGUUUUCUGCCUCAGGUGCCAGAAUUUACACGGGCCUGAGUUGAAGAGGGUGGAAUCCAGUGGCAAAAUGGGAGGUUCAUCAUUCUCACCCAAUCUCUCCUGGCCCUUUUUUUUAAAACAGAAAUUUGCCAUGUGGUGCUGCAACCUGAACUACCUGCCCUGAUAACCUCGGGUGGCUGGAGAAGACCCUUCGACGGAAGCCAGAGCGGUCCCUUUGCUUCGCUCAGAAGGAGAAAAGGAGGGGAAACCGGGGUGGUUGAUUUCUCUAUGUUCUCUGUAGUGGGAUGGGGUCAAUCAUGCACAGGGGUGUAUCUUCAAUUGUGCACAUCUUUAGAUCUUGCAAUCAGGGCUUUUUUCAGCUGGAACUCACUUGGGUGCCAUUCUAAGAGAGCAAGGGAGGCGUUUGUGGUGAGUUCUGGCACCUAUUUUUCUAGAAAAAUAGCAGUGCUUUUUCUGCUUAAGGGCAGUUUUCAGGGGUGAUUUUAAGUGCUAAAGGGUGAGAAGAAAGUUGUUUCAUUAAAGAAUCUUCGGG